Molecule: messenger RNA, 660 nt
Organism: Dibothriocephalus latus
Lineage: Eukaryota; Metazoa; Platyhelminthes; Cestoda; Diphyllobothriidea; Diphyllobothriidae
Source: the annotation of a GenBank genome assembly
AUGGACGAGAAUUCAGAUAGUCGUCUACAGCACGAGGUCGAUGCUCUUAAAAGAAAACUUGAAGAAGAUCGCAGUAAGAUGACCGAUGGAGAAAUUACUUUUAUGAGCCAGCAUUUCGAAGCUGUUCCCGCACUUAACGUGAAAGUACGACGAAUUUUAAAGGGCCACCAGGGUAAAGUCCUCGGUCUUGCCUGGUCUCUCGACAAAAGGCAUGUUGUCAGCUCAUCACAAGAUGGCAAACUUCUGGUGUGGGAUGCCUUUUCAUCAACGAAGGAAUUUUGUAUCUCAAUGCCAACAACAUGGGUAAUGGCUUGCUCCUUCAGUCCAUCAAACGCUGUUGUGGCUUGUGGCGGCCUUGAUAAUAAAUGCACGGUUUAUCCCUUGACCCCGGAAGAGGACCCCGUCGUAAGAAAGAAGUUAGUCGCCACACAUAGCUCUUACUUAUCAUGCUGCCUAUUCAACAUGUCCGACCACCAGCUCUUAACUGGAAGUGGAGACAGUUCAUGUAUCCUGUGGGAUGUUGAGUCCGGACAGAUGAUCCAGAGCUUUCAUGGUCAUGCAGGCGAUGUUAUGUGCAUCGACAACUCUCCAUCAGAAUGCGGGAGAGUGUUUGUUUCUGGUGUGAGUUUUUUUAAUUCUUCUUGGUUAUAUAAUAUUUGA